UAUUUCCUCCUUUUCCACACACACCUCCUGUUAGCCUGCUAGCCUGUUAGCCUACUCACUACUCUACCUUAACAACUGUCGCUAAGCAACAACGGCUCAUAUAAAGUUUGUUUGACGUUGCCAUAUAAGGUGUUGCUAUAGGCUGUUGCUAUAGGGUGUUGCUAGUGCGUCUUUUUCUCAAUGAACACAGAAACGGUGUUGUGAAUUGUCACUCUCUCUCUCCUCGUGUGGCUAUAAAUACACACUCACACCAAAUUUGACUUGCUGCUGUCGUUAGCUUCCUCUGGCAGCUGCCAGGCUCUGUAACAGUAGCUUCUAGUUUGGGAACACUUACUGCAGGAAAAAUGGCAGAGGCAGUCGCAAAUGUGGCCCGGAGGAUUAAUGCAACCGUAGAGGAGGGGAAAGAUAGUUUGGACUUGUCAAACUGCAAGCUCAUUUCUUUCCCAGACGGUGUGUUCAAGGUCCUGAGGAGUGUCUCGGAAAACAUCCGCGUUAUCACAUUGGCUGACAAUGAGAUGAAGGCCCUUUCUAGCAAGUUCUUUUCAACCUUCACUCAGCUGAGAGAACUUGACCUGCGAGGCAAUGUUCUCACCAAGCUGCCUGACGCCGUGGGGGAAAUGGAGCAUUUGACCAGCAUCGAUCUUUCUAACAACAGCUUCUCCAUCUUCCCUGAUAAGCUUACUGAAAUAGCCACACUGGAGAGGAUUAACCUGGAGGGUAACAGCAUCACGGAAAUACCAGUGGAGAAGCUGUCUGCCAUGUCAGCUCUGAAGUGGCUAAACGUGAAGUCAAAUCCUUUGGACUCAAAUACUCAGUCCGCUCUGCAGUCUCCCCACAAUUUUGACAUCCUGUCAACCACAGAGUCCUAAAAUAUGUCACGUAUUAUUUUUACCCACCUAUAGAUUGCAUGCCGCGUGCCUUUGACUGCUUCAGUGAGACGCCUCCGUGUGCCUGAGGGAUGAGGAAAAACAUAAUACGUGAAGACAUUGAGCUGAUGAUAUCAUGAUGUGUUUACAAGAGACGAGAACACAAAGGUGUGUAAAGAUGGAGAUGAUGUACAAAGAGCUGAUGUUUGGCGAUGAAGUCACUCCAUCGUUACACAUCAUUUUUUAUUAGAACCAUGUUUUUGUCUCAGUUGAGAUGUGACUUAUUUAUUACUUUUGAUAGUAUAAAAAAGUUUUUUCAAUUAAAUAAUAUACACUGGAAA
Molecule: messenger RNA, 1207 nt
Organism: Larimichthys crocea (large yellow croaker)
Lineage: Eukaryota; Metazoa; Chordata; Actinopteri; Sciaenidae
Gene: lrrc20
Product: leucine rich repeat containing 20
Exons: 5
Coding region: 345-869 (174 amino acids)
Cellular component (GO): cytoplasm
Molecular function (GO): protein binding
Source: RefSeq, a predicted model, not a curated record